Molecule: messenger RNA, 639 nt
Organism: Penaeus monodon (black tiger shrimp)
Lineage: Eukaryota; Metazoa; Arthropoda; Malacostraca; Decapoda; Penaeidae
Exons: 1
Coding region: 1-639 (212 amino acids)
Source: RefSeq, a predicted model, not a curated record
AUGGUUCACACUUUGAAACUACUGGAAAGGAUUAUGGACUCGCGACUUAGACAAGGAGUGCGUAAUGGCCGACAGCAAAUUGGUUUUAUUAAAAGGACUGGUACAGCUGACGGUAUCUUCUCUCUCAGGCAAACCAUGGAGAAAUACCAGGAGAAGCAAAGAGUGCUGCAUAUGGUUUUCAUCGACUCAGAGAAAGCCUAUGACCAAGUGCCACGCCAAGAAUUUUGGAGAGGGUUACGAGAGCGAGGAGUACAAGAAAAAUAUGUAAGAAUGAUCCAGCAAUGCUACAAGGACGUGACAAAGAGAGUUAGGAGCACAGUGGGCAUGGCGGAACACUUCAGAGUAAAGGUUGGCUUACACCAGGGAUCGGCACCAAGCCCACUGCUAUUCAAUAUAAUGUUUGAUGUCAUCACAGAAAAUGUAGGGGAAGAACCACCAUGGUGCGUAUUGUACGCUGAUGAUACUGUGCUUGUAGCAGGAAGUAGAAGAGUGCUAGAAAAGAAACUAGAAGAAUGGAGCUUUCCUUUAGAAAGCAGAAGAAUGAGAAUAAGCAGGUCCACAGAUAUAGAUGGCGACCAACUAGCCACAAUAGAGCUAGGUGGAGGGGACUUGAAAAUAGUUCGAACUUUAAAUAACUAG